AUGCUUUGCCAAAAUGACUGCCAGCGCAGACAGCCCUGCCUCCCUCCUAACAUCGUCUUCUUGAGGAACUUGCCCGUGAAUAGAAGCGUUGGUCCUGCCAGCACCGUCUGUAACAUCGAGUGCUUGCCCCGCUGCACGGAUCCCUGCUACUAUGCCAGGGUUCCUCGGGGCACCACCACAUACAUAAACCUGUCUAAUCUUGGCAGGAGACAGAUUUCCCUGGAUCCGUGCUGGUUCGGAAUCCCCACGUGUGUGGAUCCCUGCUGCCAGGACCAGAACAGGUGCACUACCAGGUGUGUGGAUCCCUGCUGUCAGGACGUGACCAAGUGCACCACCACAUGUGUGGAUCCCUGCUGUCAGGAUGUGACCAAGUGCACCACCACAUGUGUAGAUCCAUGCUGUCAGGAUGUGACCAAGUGCACCACCAGAUGCGUAGAUCCCUGCUGUGAGGAGGUGACCAAGUGCACCACCACAUGUGUGGAUCCGUGCUGCAAGGAAGUGACCAAGUGCACCACCACGUGUGUAGAUCCCUGCUGUGAGGAAGUGACCAAGUGCACCACCAGAUGUGUAGAUCCCUGCUGUGAGGAAGUGACCAAGUGCACCACCAAAUGUGUGGAUCCGUGUUGCAAGGAAGUGACCAAAUGUACCACUAGAUGUGUGGAUCCAUGCUGUGAGGAAGUAACCAAGUGCACCACCAGAUGCGUGGACCCAUGCUGCAAAGAAGUGACCAAGUGUACCACCAGAUGCGUGGACCCAUGCUGCAAGGAAGUAACCAAGUGCACCACCAGAUGCGUGGACCCAUGCUGCAAGGAAGUAACCAAGUGCACCACCAGAUGCGUGGAUCCAUGCUGCGAGGAAGUGACCAAGUGUACCACCAGGUGUGUGGAUCCCUGCUGUGAGGAAGUGACCAAGUGUACCACCAGGUGUGUAGAUCCCUGCUGUAGACCUGUGACCAAGUGUACCACCACAUGUGUGGACCCAUGUUAUGGCAGAUAUACCAAGUGUACCACCAGGUGUGUGGAUCCCUGCUGUGGAGGUGUGACCAGAUGCACCACCAGAUGUGUGGACCCAUGCUGCAAGGAAGUGACCAAGUGCACCACCACAUGUGUGGAUCCAUGCUGUGAGGAAGUAACCAAGUGCACCACCAGAUGUGUGGAUCCAUGCUGCAAGGAAGUGACCAAGUGUACCACCAGGUGUGUGGAUCCCUGCUGUGAGGAAGUGACCAAGUGUACCACCAGGUGUGUAGAUCCCUGCUGCAGACCUGUGACCAAGUGUACCACCACAUGCGUGGACCCAUGUUAUGGCAGAUAUACCAAGUGUACCACCAGGUGUGUGGAUCCCUGCUGUGGAGGUGUGACCAGAUGCACCACCAGAUGUGUAGAUCCCUGCUGUGAGGAAGUGACCAAGUGUACCACUAGAUGUGUGGAUCCGUGCUGCAAGGAAGUAACCAAGUGUACCACUAGAUGUGUGGAUCCGUGCUGUGAGGAAGUGACCAAGUGUACCACCAGAUGUGUGGACCCGUGCUGCAAGGAAGUGACCAAGUGUACUACCAGGUGUGUGGAUCCCUGCUGCAGACCUGUGACCAAGUGUACCACCACAUGCGUGGACCCAUGUUAUGGCAGAUAUACCAAGUGCACCACCAGGUGUGUGGAUCCCUGCUGUGGAGGUGUGACCAGAUGCACCACCAGAUGUGUAGAUCCCUGCUGUGAGGAGGUGACCAAGUGCACCACCACGUGUGUGGAUCCGUGCUGCAAGGAAGUGACCAAGUGUACCACCAGGUGUGUGGAUCCCUGCUGUGAGGAGGUGACCAAGUGCACCACCAGGUGUGUGGAUCCCUGCUGUGGAGGUGUGACCAGAUGCACUACCAGAUGUGUAGAUCCCUGCUGUGAGGAAGUGACCAAGUGCACCACCAGAUGUGUUGAUCCGUGCUGCAAGGAAGUGACCAAGUGUACCACCACGUGUGUGGAUCCCUGCUGUGAGGAAGUGACCAAGUGCACCACCAGAUGUGUAGAUCCCUGCUGUGGGGAUGUGACCAGAUGCACCACCACGUGUGUGGAUCCCUGCUGUGCACCCUGCUUUAUGCAGCCCACCCCUCUGUGUGCCAGUGUCUGCGGCAAGCAGUACUCCAUCAGCUGUGCCGAUAUCUGUUUUCGUAAGUGAGGGCUCCCUGAGCAGCUGUGUGCAGGGGGCUCCUGCAGUGGGAGCCACCAGAUGACCCCUCUGAGGUUCCUCUGCUCUGUGGUUUCCCCAACAGCUAUGGAAUGAAAACGGUUUGCAGACCCCUGAACCCGUCGACGUCUUCCUCACCUUUCGGCUUCCCUUCUGCCCUUCCUCUCCUAGGAAGGGUAGACCCACACAUGGUUUUCCUUGCAUUCUGCAUCGUUUCUAAUGUAUUUAUCUAAAGCGCAAUGCCUUUCCUUGUAACACAGAACCACUUGAUUUUGUGCCCCCAGGAUUAUUGCCUGGGAGAGGGAUUCUGUAAUUCUUUUCUGCACUGAUGUGGAUGGAGGAAUUUCCCUGUUUGUUCUUCCUCACCAUCUUUUCCUUUUCUUGUA
Molecule: messenger RNA, 2555 nt
Organism: Anas platyrhynchos (mallard)
Lineage: Eukaryota; Metazoa; Chordata; Aves; Anseriformes; Anatidae
Source: RefSeq, a predicted model, not a curated record